Molecule: messenger RNA, 642 nt
Organism: Sordaria macrospora k-hell
Lineage: Eukaryota; Fungi; Ascomycota; Sordariomycetes; Sordariales; Sordariaceae
Source: RefSeq, a predicted model, not a curated record
AUGCUGCCGGAAGUGGAAGUCAAGGAAGAAGGCGGGGAUGAUGGUACAGAUCUAGAGGAGAAGGUCACGUUCUUACGAGGUCCGAUGCGGUCAGCUCGCAGAGACAUCUAUGGAACGACCCCGUCGAGAACAUAUGGUGACGUGCCCAAGAUCCUCCCUCGUGUCAAAGCCAACUGGGGAAAAACUCUCGCCCACUGGGCGAUUCAAUUGGAGGUGUUGGGCCGCGACACUGCUCUUAUCUUUGUACGCGAGAUUCACCGAUGUGGCACGUCUCAUGCCCUACGGGAGGCGGAAGUAGACGUUAAAAUAACAACAACAACAACAACAAAAAAAGCCAACUGGGGAAAAGUGUUGAGAGGGAAGGGGGGACCAGGACGACUUGGCUUGGCGAUUCGCUACAAGGAACAAACUCUUGAGGACGGACCCGAAGAAGAUAUGUGGACAAGCGAGAGCGUGAUCGUGCUGAAGGGUCUGGAGGUUUUGGAUGAUGGUCGAAGGGUGCAGUUCAACUGGAAGAAGCUGAUGAGCAAGUUCUUGACGCCGUUUGGAGUGCAUAAUGGGUACCGUUUUGUUCCGGGGCCGGGUGUGGGAGUGAGUGAGGGUGAGAGUGAGAGUGAUUCGUAUGAUGAAGACUACGAUUAG